AUGGACCCGAAUAUCGAUCUUGUCACCAAGCUGGUGAUGGCCGAUCCAGGUCUACCAAGACCCAAUCCCACCCAAUCCUAUUGGCAGCAUGUUCCUCACGCACUGGCAAAUACACAAUCCACCACUUUACCUGCCAAAAGGGACCAUGUGAUAAUAGGAUCAGGGAUUUCCGGACUAUCGGUCGCUAAAAACCUCUUGGAGAGACAUCCAUCCGCAAAAAUAACGAUACUAGAAGCUAGAACUCUUUGCUCUGGCGCAACAGGGCGCAAUGGUGGCCAGAUGGCUGCUAAUGUGGGCGAGGAAUACUCGCAUCUGGCUGAUGCACACGGCUCCGAGAUGGCUGGCAAGAUUGUAGCGUUUACGUUCCGGAACCUGGAAAAAAUGCAAGAUUUGAUUCGAGAAUAUGAUGCGGUUGAAGCGAGCGAGAUGCAGCAAUUACAGAAAUUACGGGCCUUUUUAACAGAGGAUACCUUUCGGGAUUUCAAGAAGAGUAUUGUGCGUUUACUAUCGGAUCAUCCCUCAUGGGAAGGCCUGUAUAGAAUUAUUGAGAAAGAUACUUUGAUCAAGGACCACGGAAUUCACGGAGCUGCCGGAGGAGCUCUGCUUCCUGCAGCAACCGUUUGGCCAUAUCGCCUCGUCACAAAAGUCUUUGCUGCCUUGAUGGACAAAUAUCCCGAUCGACUGACCAUCGAGGCAAACACACCUGUCAUGGCCGUCGAGAAUGAGUCCAAUUCCGCCACACCGAUAACAUCUGCAUUUCCGUAUACCAUUAGGACAACCCGUGGAUCCAUUCGAGCCAGCAAUGUAAUAUAUUGCACCAAUGGGUACAGCGGGCACCUUUUGCCCAAUCUACGAGGACGAGUGCACCCGUUCAAAGGUACUAUGACGGUCCAAGACCCCGGCAACACGAUAGAGAACCGAGGAAAGUCCACAUCGUGGGGAUUCCACUAUCCAAUUACCUAUGACCCCGAGACGAAAGAAUCCGGUCACGGAUUAUAUUAUUUGGGACAAAGUGUCAAGACAGGCUAUUUCUAUCUCGGAGGCGAAAAUGCUCGUGCAGAACAUGUCCUCUCGGCGGACGAUAGCUUCGUGGAUAAGAAGUCCGUAACCCAUCUUCAGACUGUUCUACCACAGUUCUUUGGGAAGAGCAUCCCCUGCAAAGUCGUCAGUUCAUGGAGUGGAAUCAUGGGCUUUUCGUCUGAUGGGUUGCCUUUAGUGGGCCAGCUGCCAAAGUCACUGACAGGGCGCUCUGGGGAGGGAGAAUGGAUCGCCGCAGCUUUCAAUGGUUAUGGUAUGGCCAAUUGUCUAAUGUGUGGCGAGGAAUUGGUUUCUGCAAUGCUUGGAGAUCGUAAGAGUGACUGGCUUCCUGGCGCAUAUGGACUUGGCGAAGAGAGGCUGCGAGAUGUUCUGAUUGCGCCUGAAUCCAUCAAGGCCUUAACCUCGAAGCUGUAG
Molecule: messenger RNA, 1452 nt
Organism: Penicillium angulare
Lineage: Eukaryota; Fungi; Ascomycota; Eurotiomycetes; Eurotiales; Aspergillaceae
Product: NAD(P)/FAD-dependent oxidoreductase
Exons: 3
Coding region: 1-1452 (483 amino acids)
Cellular component (GO): cytoplasm
Molecular function (GO): oxidoreductase activity
Source: RefSeq, a predicted model, not a curated record